GUCACGUGACUCAGUAGAGACAUUGCGCAAUCAUUUAAGACAUUUCAAUAUUUUCCGUUUACACUGUCAGCAAAAAAACAUAGAAUGUUCUUUUUUUGAGUAAUAUCUAUUAAUAUUGCAAGUCAUAUGUAUAAAUACUGGAAUCAGUUUCGACUUAAAGGCAAAAGCUUUGCGUCUGUUUGGAAUAUCGGUCUUCUAUUUACAAUCGGCUGGAAUUACAGUCAUGGCAGGAUCAGAAUGUCUUUUCCAUGACGACAGGACCCUGUUUGGCGAGGUACAGCGUGAUCUUCAGAAGGCAAAAUGGUUGCCAAGGAAACACGCACACAGAUUGGGAAUGGCCGUGUGCAGUUGCAGAAAAAGGAAAGGCCAGUUGCCGUCAGCAGAAGUUGUUGCUGAAAUAAAGACGCAAGGAACUGAUGUCUUGAACUUGUUGGCAGAGGAUAAGUCAAAGUUUUUACCAUCCACAUAUUCCUUUUUGGUGGACUGUAUCAACACUGCAAGGGAAAACAAUUUUAGUAAAUUUAAGAUAUUGACUGUUUUGGUGCACGCAAAAGAGAAUGACUUUUCUCUCAUAUCCAGAGAAGCUCUUUGCGUGAAUCACCCAGUGUCCGAACGAGACAUUCAAAAAGAACAAAACAGAAAUAAGAAACUUACUGCUCACCAAAUUGAAAUUAUCCGAGCUAAGAAAGCGAAGAAAAUGAAGAAAGAUUUCCAGCCAGUUUUGGUUAACAUGCCAAUUUUCCCAAGAAAUUUUAAAAGACUUGAGGACGAUCUUGGUGAAAAGUUCUUCCAGUUUGUAUCCAAGCACAAAGUGUAUGUGGAGUUUGACAAUGCAUUUAAUGACAGCAGUAUUGCAGAAAAUAGCGAAAGCAUGCAUGUAAAUUUGUAUGGACCUCCGGAGACUGUUAAAAUGCUGUCAAGAAAGCUUGUCCAGUCUGCAGGAAUUGCUCAACAGGCCAUGAAUGACAGCCAUGAGGAGAGACGGGCACGCAAGCUAGUCAGGCUGUAUCAAAAAGCAGUGGCCGAUGAUGCACAGCAGUGGAGCAAUGACAUCUUAGAUCAUGUAAAAGAACGGAUGGAAGAUGAUUUUGCUUUGAAGGUCUGGAAAUCCUCAAAAGACAGUCAUGGAAAGUCAAAGAGAUCAACAGUUAAGGCCCCAACAUCGGUGUUAGAUGGCGGAAAAUGUCUUCAGUGCCAAAAACCGUUUUCAAGUCUAAAAGACAAGACAACAUGCAAGUACCAUGCAGGUUAUAUGACCUACGACGGGAGCAGGGGAUGUCAUUUCUGGAGCUGUUGUGACAUGGCAACCAGUAUGGACGACAGCAUGUUUGAUAACCAUCAUACUACUGGAUGCUGUGAAUCGGUUGCCCACAACUGGCGGACCCAUGCCAAGGCUAAUGGCAAGGACAAAGAUGACAUCACGUUGCCCAAGUUCUAUAAGUGCAUGUGAACUGUAUGAACUAGGUAAACGUUAUAACAGGCUUCAGACUAUAACAUGCAAUACAUAACAAUUGUGGAAUCUCAGCAGGACUAGAAUGAACAUAUAUUAUCUUGUUACCCAUGUUUAUUUGUUCUGUUAACUAUUUUGUUGCAUUUAUUUUCUGUAUUAGUGGAGUUAUGAGACAAAGACAAAAGUGAAAUGUAGGGGCAACUGUGUCUACUGACCCAUGCUUAGUUUCCAAUAUUUUCGUACGAACUCAUAUUCUGUUUUCUGUUCUCAAUGUGAACAAAUAAAUGGAAAAAUCAGAUCAAACGAUGACUAUCACUAAUCAAGCUGAAGUUUUUAUUUUAAGACUUAAAAACAGCAGUUUAAAUUUGAUGCAUGCUGCCUUUUGCUCCAUAUUUAUAAAAUGGAAAUGUGCUGACAAUGUUGGAUAUAACCAGGAAUUAAUUUGGAAUGUACAACUACAAACGACAGAGGAAUGCAGAAUUUAAAGUCAUUUUAAUGACUAAACUUAAAAAUAAUAGAUUUACAGUCCCAAUAAAACUAUACCGUUCAGUCUGAAGUUAAAGAUUUUAAGAUUAAAAAAAAUGGUGUAUUUACUGCAGUUUUUAUUAUAAAUAUUUUUAGUAGCAUAUCAUUUUUUAUUCAAAAUAUUAUAAUAUAUAUAUGGAUAUAGAAGUUUAUUUACAAAUGUCAACUAUAACAAAUCUAUACAUCAUAGAUGCUUGUCAUUUUAUUAUUUUCUAUUCAUUUGUUGUUGUUUUUUUAGAUUUUUUAUUGCAUAAACAGUUUUUAUAUUAUAUUUCUCUGUUCAUGAAUGUAUUUUAAUUCACAAAUCUAUUUAAGUACUUGUUUUUAUUUGAAUAAAAAUGUUUUCAUUUCAGUCAGUAUGCAUGAAAAUCCUUGUAUUGUCCUGUUUUGUUUUUUUCAAUUUUGAAAAACAACUGUGUAAUAUUUGGCACAUAAUUAUUGUUUUUAUUCAUGUGUGUAUUGUUGCUGAUAUAAAAAAUAUUUAAAAAAACAAUAUUUGUCUUUGUUAUCUUGUUUAAUAUAAAUUACACAAUAAAUGCAGAAAUAUA
Molecule: messenger RNA, 2523 nt
Organism: Dreissena polymorpha
Lineage: Eukaryota; Metazoa; Mollusca; Bivalvia; Myida; Dreissenidae
Exons: 8
Coding region: 224-1450 (408 amino acids)
Source: RefSeq, a predicted model, not a curated record